AUGUCGGACUACACCAUUCGUCUCUACAAGGACUCCGAUUACGAUACUGUGAGGGAGCUGUUUGCGGAGGGAACAUUGGAACAUACUCGCGUGGCAUUCAAACAUGGACUUUCGCUGACACACAUCCGGAUAUUUUUAUUGGCCGUAUUUCUCGUGCCCUUUUUGAUCACUGGCUCAAUCACCUUGUCUUUCAUAGUUCUCCUCCUGGUCUUCACCGCCAUGUGGUUUGGCACUAGAGACCUCUACGAGUCCUACGUCCGACAUGCCCUCUCCAAUGACAUGCUAGACAUCCAGAAAUACUACCUGCAAAGAGACGGCUACUGCUUCUGGGUGGCCCAGUCCUUAGGAGAAGUGGUUGGGAUGGUGGUGGCCAUCCCAUCAGCUCACCCAGAAGGAGAGAACCACAUUGAACUGAGAAGGAUGUCUGUCGCCAACAGCCACCGAGGCAGAGGAAUCGCCAAAGCACUAUGUAGAACGGUCAUUGAUUAUGCUCGUGAGCGUAGUUGCAGUGCAGUGGUCUUGGAGACAACGUUGGGCCAUCAGGCAGCUCAUGGGUUAUACAAGAGAAUGGGAUUUAAAUGGCAGCAUUCAACUUUUCUGAAACACCCACUGGCAAAAUAUGUAGAUUUUAAAUUCUUAUUCUAUAAAUAUGACAUAUAA
Molecule: messenger RNA, 660 nt
Organism: Nanorana parkeri
Lineage: Eukaryota; Metazoa; Chordata; Amphibia; Anura; Dicroglossidae
Product: probable N-acetyltransferase camello
Exons: 1
Coding region: 1-660 (219 amino acids)
Molecular function (GO): N-acetyltransferase activity
Source: RefSeq, a predicted model, not a curated record